Molecule: messenger RNA, 3676 nt
Organism: Electrophorus electricus (electric eel)
Lineage: Eukaryota; Metazoa; Chordata; Actinopteri; Gymnotiformes; Gymnotidae
Gene: ephb2b
Product: eph receptor B2b
Biological process (GO): axon guidance; protein phosphorylation; ephrin receptor signaling pathway
Cellular component (GO): plasma membrane; dendrite
Molecular function (GO): transmembrane-ephrin receptor activity; ATP binding; protein binding
Source: RefSeq, a predicted model, not a curated record
UACCUGAAGACAUCUUUUUACCAAAAAGGGGCCAUUGUUUAUCCAACAAGCACCAGUCUCAAGGUUUUCCAUAAUAUCGAACAGUGUAACGACCAUUCAUCGAUGAUGCUGGAAAACAGCUCCCCUCUCUUGAUUGACAGCAGGGGGAAGAUUUAGGCGCAGGGUAGGUUGUCCUCACGCUUUUACAGCCCCAAGAACGGAAAACGCACCCAUUCGGCUCCGAUACAUUUGGCCAUUACGGACUCCGCGGCAUUUCUGCGGCGAUUUUGCUCGCCGCUGCGUGUUUCAGGAGCACUGCGAGCGAUUAAUCGGACGCCACGGCAAGCCCCCUUGUCUGCUCCGUUUGGUUUGGUCCAAACUUGGUCGGGAUUGUAGUUCUCCGUGGAUGACAGCGUGUCCAUUCAGUCGCUCCGCGCCCGCGUCCGCUCUCGAUGGCUUUCGGGCUCUGCUUUAUCUGAAUGACCGGACGUCUGAUAUUUUCUUCCUAAGCACCGAUGAUGGAUAUCGUAUGGAUUUUAUGGAUAUUGCCUUCAGCGCUGGCUAUUGAAGAAACGUUAAUGGACUCCACAACGGCCACAGCAGAACUGGGCUGGACCGUGUUUCCUGCGUCGGGAUCCAGUGACAACAGUUGGGAGGAGGUGAGCGGCUAUGAUGAGCACAUGAACACCAUCCGCACCUAUCAGGUGUGCAACGUCUUCGACAGCAACCAGAACAACUGGGUGCGCACCAAGUACAUCCGCCGGCGCGGCGCCCAGCGCAUCCACGUGGAGAUGAAGUUCUCCGUGCGCGACUGCAGCAGCAUCCCACGCGUGCCAGGCUCCUGCAAGGAGACCUUCAACCUCUACUACUAUGAGUCGGACGCCGACACGGCCACCAAGCAGAUGCCGCCGUGGAUGGAGAACCCGUGGAUCAAGGUGGACACCAUCGCGGCCGACGAGAGCUUCUCGCAGGUGGACCUGGGCGGCCGCGUGAUGAAGAUCAACACGGAGGUGCGCAGCUUCGGCCCGGUGUCGCGUGGCGGCUUCUACCUGGCCUUCCAGGACUAUGGCGGCUGCAUGUCGCUCAUCGCCGUGCGUGUCUUCUACCGCAAGUGCCCCCGCAUCAUCAUCAACGGGGCCUCGUUCCAGGAGACGCUCUCCGGAGCGGAGAGUACUUCGCUGGUGGCGGCCAGGGGCGUGUGCGUCCCCAACGCCGAGGAGGUGGACGUGCCCAUCAAGCUCUACUGCAACGGCGACGGCGAGUGGAUGGUGCCCAUCGGCCGCUGCAAGUGCAAAGCUGGCCAUGAACUGGUGGAGAACAGCACCGUGUGCAGAGCGUGCCAGUCUGGUUUCUUCAAGCCUGCCCAGGGUGACGAGGCGUGUCUGCAGUGCCCCAUCAACAGCCGCACCACCAACGAUGGCGCCACAAACUGCGUGUGCCGUAACGGCUACUACCGUACCGACGCAGACCCCAUCCAGAUGCCGUGCACAACCGUGCCCUCCGCCCCGCGAAACGUGAUGUCCAGCGUGAACGAGACGUCCCUCAUGCUGGAGUGGACCCCCCCGCGGGAGAGCGGUGGGCGGGACGACGUGGUCUACAACGUGAUCUGCAAGAGCUGUGGUGGGGGGCGGGGCGGCUGCACACGCUGCGGAGACAACGUGCAGUUUGUGCCACGCCAGCUCGGCCUGACCGACACACGUGUCUACAUCAGCGAGCUGCUCGCCCACACCCAGUACACCUUCGAGGUGCAGGCCGUCAACGGCGUCUCUGACCAGAGCCCCUACUCACCUCACUACGCCUCCGUCAACAUCACCACCAACCAGGCCGCUCCGUCCACAGUGUCUAUAAUACACCAGGUCAGCCGCACAGUGGACAGCAUCACUCUUUCCUGGUCUCAACCCGACCAGCCCAACGGGGUUAUUUUGGACUACGAACUGCAAUACUACGAGAAGGUCCAGAACGAGCACAACUCGUCCACGGUGCGGAGUGAGACCAACACGGCCGUCAUCCGUAGCCUCAAGCCCGGGGGUAUCUACGUGUUCCAGGUGCGGGCGCGCACUGUUGCUGGCUUCGGACGCUACAGCGGCAAGAUGUACUUCCAGACCAUGACCGAGGAGGAGUACAACACCAGCAUACAGGAGAAGCUUCCUCUCAUCAUUGGCUCCGCCGCUGCUGGUUUGGUCUUCCUUGUUGCUCUGGUGGUCAUCGUCAUCGUGUGUAACCGACGUGGCUUCGACCGAGCAGACUCUGAGUACACAGACAAACUGCAGCACUACACCAGCGGACACAUGACACCAGGAAUGAAGAUCUACAUCGAUCCGUUUACCUACGAAGACCCGAACGAGGCUGUGCGGGAGUUUGCCAAGGAGAUCGACAUCUCCUGCGUGAAGAUAGAGCAGGUCAUCGGGGCAGGUGAGGUCCGGCCGGGCGCCAGGCUCACCCUGCAGACACACGUUCCCUUUCGCUUUGCCACAAACAUCCAUCAUCUACCCCCCCCCUCCGCUGCGAACUCCGACCUCUGUCGCCCCUCAGGAGAGUUCGGGGAGGUGUGCAGUGGCAACCUGAAGUUGCCGGGGAAGAGGGAGAUGUUCGUGGCCAUCAAGACGCUGAAGUCAGGCUACACGGAGAAGCAGAGGCGGGACUUCCUGAGCGAAGCCAGCAUCAUGGGCCAAUUCGACCACCCCAACGUCAUUCAUCUAGAGGGCGUGGUGACCAAAAGCAGUCCUGUGAUGAUUAUCACGGAGUUUAUGGAGAAUGGAUCGUUGGACUCCUUCCUGAGGCAAAACGAUGGGCAGUUCACGGUGAUCCAGCUGGUCGGCAUGCUACGCGGCAUCGCCUCGGGCAUGAAGUACCUCUCGGACAUGAACUACGUGCACCGCGACCUGGCCGCACGCAACAUCCUGGUCAACAGCAACCUGGUGUGUAAGGUCUCGGACUUUGGGCUCUCCCGCUUCCUGGAGGACGACACAUCUGAUCCCACGUACACCAGCGCCCUGGGGGGGAAGAUUCCCAUACGAUGGACGGCCCCCGAGGCCAUCCAGUACAGGAAGUUCACCUCAGCCAGCGACGUGUGGAGCUACGGAAUCGUCAUGUGGGAGGUGAUGUCAUACGGGGAGAGGCCGUACUGGGACAUGACCAAUCAGGACGUCAUCAACGCCAUCGAGCAGGACUACCGGCUGCCUCCGCCCAUGGACUGCCCCAGCGCGCUGCACCAGCUCAUGCUCGACUGCUGGCAGAAAGAGCGGAACAACCGGCCAAAAUUCAGCCAGAUUGUCAACCACCUGGACAAGAUGAUCCGCAACCCCAACAGCCUGAAGGCCAUGACCCCCCUCUCCUCGGGGGUGCACCUGCCACUGCUGGACCGCAGCGUCCCGGACUUCUCCAGCUUCAGCACGGUGGAUGAGUGGCUGGACGCCAUCAAGAUGGGCCAGUACAAAGACAACUUCACCAACGCCGACUUCACCAGCUUCGACGUGGUCUCGCAGAUGACAAUGGAAGACAUCCUUAGGGUGGGUGUGACCCUCGCAGGCCAUCAGAAGAAGAUCCUGAACAGUGUGCAGUUAAUGAGGGCACAGAUGAACCAGAUCCAGUCGGUGGAGGUUUGACCCCCGGACCGGGGGAGGGGACCCUCAGACAGGGAGGGAGGCAGGACCACGAGGCUGUGUGAGGUGGACGUGGGCUAGGGCCGUCAGCCUGA